Clarias gariepinus (North African catfish) is the source of this 3396-nucleotide messenger RNA. It is a transcript of the gene slc39a10, whose product is annotated as solute carrier family 39 member 10. Gene Ontology annotation, molecular function: zinc ion transmembrane transporter activity. The record is from RefSeq and is a predicted model, not a curated record. The coding region runs from base 229 to 2814 and encodes 861 amino acids. The transcript is spliced from 10 exons. Gene Ontology annotation, cellular component: membrane. Gene Ontology annotation, biological process: intracellular zinc ion homeostasis; positive regulation of B cell receptor signaling pathway; zinc ion import across plasma membrane. NCBI's taxonomy places the organism in Eukaryota, Metazoa, Chordata, Actinopteri, Siluriformes, Clariidae.
UAGUAGCGCAGCUGUGUGUGUCAUACGGCACAUACGCACUUAUGGAUUUGUCAAGAUUCAACUUUAUGAGAUUAAUAAAUGCAACAAAAUUAAUACUAAUACCAGAAUCUGGUUUUGCUCCUUGUUUAGAUUCAGACAGAAGUGAAGAGCUGGGGAAACCAUCUUCAGAGCAGGACCGGGGCCAAAGUGGCGGGCUGUGGAUUUACGUGGUGUCGCAGUGAAGAGACGAUGAGAGUUCACGCACACACCAAGUUUUGCUUUUUCUGCGUCUUCACCCUCCUCUUCCAUCAGUGCACACACUGUCAUGAAGGUGACCAUCACCACCACCACCACCAUCACCAUCACCACCACACUGAUGACCACGACCACGACCAUGUCCACAAUGACCACCAGAUAUCAAGGGAGUCUUACGUGAGCCCACGAGAUCACCCAGCGCCCAAGGACCAGAAAGAAGCUGCAGAGCAAGAGCAGCAGUUCUACAUCCAGCAGCUGUUCCGCCGCUAUGGCCAGCAGGACCGGCUCGACUUCAGUGGCUUCCAGAACCUGCUGCUGAGUCUGGGGUUAGGCGAGGUGCGAGUGGUGGAGCUGGACCAUGACAACUUGGGCCAUGACCACGUUGCCCACCUGGACCUUCUGGAAGUGCAGGAAGGACUGCAUUCGCAUUCAGCUGGUCAUUCACACCCGAAGCAUUCUCAUCACAACCACCACCAUCAUUCUCAUGGAGAGGCUGAUGGAAGCUCAUGUAGCCCCAAUGUCACUGCAGUAGCCACACCUACUGCAGAGAGCAAGCCUCACGGACGGAAGGGUGAGCACGAUCACGACCACGAUCAGAAAACUGACACUCGAAGCGUUGAACACGAUCACAUACACAACAUUCACGAACACUCGCAUGAUCACUCACACGACCAUGAUCAUGAACAGGACAGUACUCCGACUGAAACCCCCGACCAUGACCACGCACAGGACAGUCUUGAGCGCUCACACGUUCACUCACAUGACCACACAAAGAAACAAACCAGCGAGCAAAUGCAGGAAACCAAUGACCUUACCGCAUCAUCUUUAGAAAGCACCUUCCCCAGUAGCCAUGAAGACAAACCACAGCCUCAUCACCAUGGCCAUCACCACCAUGAACACCCCCACCCUCAUCACUACCACCACACUCCAGAUCAAAUGAGGCCUACACAGAUGACCUCGCCAUCCCUUCAGAUUAGCAAUUCAGAGGUGCUUGCUGGGCAGCCCUCCGGCCAGCGUCCUACCUCUACGCCCAAGAGGUUCAGGAGGCUAGAAAAGGGUAAGGGACAGCGUGGACGAAGCAGCCCUUCCAUGAGCCCUGUAGUGGAGGAUGAGCUUGACCAUGAGCAUCAUUUGCACCAUCAAGGACCAUCCAGCAAAAAGAAACGCGCAGUACCAGAAGAGCUCAUGAGUUCAAACUCCUCCUUGGCUGGUCGGUUUGAGGACAAGCCUCACCAACAUGAGGAGUGCCUAAAUCUUACCGAGCUGCUGCACCACUACGGCUUGAGUUCCGACUCGCUCAUCUCGCCAGCGCAGUUCACCUACUUGUGCCCCGCUUUGCUCUAUCAGAUAGACAGUCGCCUCUGCAUCCUCCAUUAUCACCAGGUCGACGUUCAGGAAGCGCCUCAGAUCUCAGCAUGGAUCUGGGUGUGGGGCUUCGUGUCCAUCACCGUGAUCAGCCUGCUGUCCCUGCUGGGCGUCGUGCUGGUGCCCAUCCUCAAUCAGUCCUGCUUCAAGUUCCUGCUCACCUUCUUGGUAGCGCUGGCAGUGGGCACGCUGAGUGGCGAUGCCCUCCUCCAUCUGCUGCCUCACUCUCAAGGAAGCCAUGACCACAGUCACGGCGAGCACGGGCACGAGGCUGACGACAUGGAUCUGCUCACAAAGUUCGACGGCGUGUGGAAGGGUCUGACUGCGCUGGCAGGAAUCUACCUCCUGUUCAUCAUCGAGCACUGCAUCAGGAUGAUCAAACAUUACAAAGACCAUGGGGGCGGCUUUUGUCGGAGGAAAAAGAGAGGUGAGGAUGGGAAGAUCGGGAAAAAGCUGUCAGACCACCAACUAAACAGGCGUUCAGAUGCGGAGUGGAUGCAUUUAAAACGUUUAGAUGACGCUUCCCAGAGCGACACGCCGAUGAUGGAACCGCAGCCUCCAGAUUCUCCCAGCAAGACUCCUCUGGCCAUCACGGACACGGAGCAGCCUGCAGCCGCAGAGGAAACCAGCAAGAUGGUCAAAACAAAGAAGCACGGCCACGGUCACGGCCACUCACAUCAGGGCCACUGCCACUCGGAGAAGGAAAUGAAAGAUGCUGGCAUCGCUAGCAUCGCCUGGAUGGUCAUCAUGGGAGACGGCAUGCACAACUUCAGUGAUGGGUUAGCUAUAGGUGCUGCGUUUAGUGCCAACAUUACGGGGGGCAUCAGUACAUCUGUCGCUGUCUUCUGCCAUGAAUUACCUCAUGAACUGGGUGACUUUGCGGUGCUGCUGAAGGCCGGUAUGACAGUAAAGCAGGCUAUUGUGUACAACCUGCUGUCAGCUCUCAUGGCCUACUUUGGCAUGGUGAUCGGCACAGCUGUGGGUCAGUACACACACAACGUCACAAGCUGGAUUUUUGCCAUCACUGCCGGCAUGUUCCUUUAUGUGGCCUUGGUGGACAUGAUGCCCGAGAUGCUGCACGGCGAUAGCGAAGAUCACAAGCGCUGCCAGAUGGGACACUUUGUCUUGCAGAACGUAGGCAUGCUCACAGGUUUCGCCAUCAUGCUGCUCAUCGCCAUCUUCGAGGACCGUAUAGUGUUUGACUUCGACUUCUAGCUUCAUCUCCACGCCAGCAGCGUCCUCCCUCACAACAUGGCACGAAGCAUCCUCACGUCUCAGUUCGUGUCCUUGUGUUUUCAUAUGCUCUCUACGAGGGCCUCUGUGGCUUAUAACGGACCAGCAGACAAGAACAUUUACAAUCCGGCUUCAUUUUACCCUUCGGUCAAGUUUGGGUUUAAAACCCGAGUAAGCACAAUACAGAUGCAGAAACAUGCAGUAAACGUCUCUCUCUGUCCUCAAAAGCUCAAAGCGCAUGUCUCAGUGCUUGUCCUAACACGUGUAUCAGUACGCAAGCAUCAUCCUAAUAUCAUAUCAGUGAGAAGGAAGUCUGAGAAUUGAAGGAUUUUUCCUUCUAUUCCUAAUAUCAUGAUGACGAUCCGACUGUUGAGAGAGGCAGCUAGCGCAGACAUCCAUCCGUCUAAGUCUAGUAGUGCAGAGUUGUCGUUGUUAUUUGUAGCGCACUUGCAAGCCCAUUCAUGAAGAAGUGUACCGUCUCUUGCCGUGUUUUGUCUCAUGUUGUCAUGUUGUGGCUAACGAGCCACUAAAAAAAUCUUUAAAUACUGUCCCAGGAACGGACGG